CGGGGUGGAUUCGUCGCAAUACCGCCCUUACAUGCUUAGACAAAAGUGCGAACGACGUUUCAACGAAAGAAUUGUAAAUGUAAAAGCAAAAUCAAAAUUAAACAAGGUGAAUAAUAGGUGUGUUUUUAUUGUGUAUUGUGAUUUAUUUAGAAAGUGAAUUCGGAUUUCGACAUGGAUAAUUGUUCUAAUUUGUUGAUGGAUGAAGUGCCACCAGAUCUUAGGAGUCCCGAUGGCGAAAACAACGAUCAGCCGGCAUCAGCGUCCGAUAAACGACCACCUGCGUGCACAAAAGGCGUCGCAAUGUCGUUCGGAUUCAAGCGCCGUGCUGCGACGGCACCGGUGGCGUCUAACGCCAGUGCCGCGAGACGUCUCGCCAACGCCGAUAUUGUCGACGGAAAUGGGAAUGAGCACACGGACACUGAUAUUUUGACAGAACACGCAGUACCAACUGGUCGUACCACCCCAAGGUUGGCACCGCCGAAAAAAGAAGCGAACGCCACCAAGCAGGGGAGCCGGUUCGGGUUUAGGCACAAUCAGGUGAACAGGCUCAACAAGGUUGCCGAUCUGAACAGCCAACAACAGCCCUGUGAUUUUGGCAACAACAUCAACCAGCAAACAACGGCAACUAAGCGCCCCACUUCCAUUUGCAGACCUAGCAGUGCGGUCGACUCCAACAGGGGCGCCGGAAUUUGCAGGGUGGGACUUUUACAACCUCAGACCGGAAGAUUUACCCUUCAAUCCACUCAGUUACCCCGCCCAGAGCCCAUCCGACUCAUCGAGACGAAAUCAGCCAAAACUUUAGCCAACAAUAAUCGUAAGGUGGCUAUGUACCGUCACGCCGAUGAAACCUCCUCAAAAGACGGUUCUUUAACAGAAGACUCUGGUUUGGGUAGCCACUUUAGCGGCUACAUGGGGGAUAAUGAUACCGGGCAGGAGCUGGAGCGGCUGGAAUCGUCUCCGAUAUUGAAGAGAAGGUUUCCUGCUAAGCCCAGAACAUUGGAGAUGGUUUCCACAAGUAAUAAUACGUUUAAUGUGAGGGAUAGAAGCGAUUCUAAUCAGAGUAUUUUGCCCAUUCCGAAGCUACCUAGUGCUUUUAACACCAUGGACAACAACCGAAGUGCAUAUCAAAUGACCGGUAUAGUUCGAGAACGCACUAUGGAGUACGAGAGAAACAGGCGCAAAAUUUCGAUAACCUCUUCAGAAGGUUUUAGUGACGACUAUGGAGAGGAAGAAAAGAAUUACAAAGACUGUUACCGUAAUGAAAAACCGUUUAUUAAGCCAACUGUUUCAUCCCCAAACAAAACAUUCCUUAAAUCCAGACCUGCUGUGAGAGAAAUGAAAAAUAUAAAAGAUGAUUCCAGCCCGCCAUCAUCGGACCAAGAGUGGUUAAACGGCGGUGAGGCGAUGGCGGACGAAAUUAGUUUUUCGUUGAGCUCCAGUGACGAAUCAAAGGAAAAAGUACAUCAAAUUACAUCGCCAGGUUUUGUUCAGGCUUUGUUGAAGAGUGCAAAUGCAUCAGUUAAAUCAGACGCAAAAAACAUCGUGUUGAAUUUGGAGGAUAGCAAGUUUGAACAGAUUGCUGCUGCAAGUACCAACGGUACUCUUUUGGACGACGAAACUUUAUCGCCAGCCAACAGUCCCGGAACCCCAACCAACGCUUCGAACUCCUUAUCCCUUUCCGAAGGCAAGGACGACUUCCUAAUCGACGACGAGAUCGCCGAUCAGCCGGCCCUCGUUUUCGAAGACAACAUUCAGUUGCAGCAGCAAAACGACGCGAUGAGCGUCAGCAUCUCCGAGAACACCCUUACACUGACCAUGGUCGAGUCGUCCGCCAAGGUGCGACGCAGGCGAAAUCCAGCAGGAUUCGAGGGCAGCCCGCUGAUGACGAGGAGCAAGAAGUUCCUGCACAGCAGGACGGGGUCUUUGGACACCUUGUCGCCUUGCGAAAGCAUUGCUAGCGACGAUCUGAUGAUGGAUUAUGAUUAUAGUCAGGGCAGCGGCUUAGAUGAUGACAGGCAAAGCAGUGGAUUCCCUUCCUUCGACCAGUCUGUAACCAAUAAAGAUAUCGAGUUUGACAAAGAAGAUGGUCUGAGAAAUUGGACCUCAUUGAUUGGAAAUUACUCAGCAGAUAAAUCAAAUAAAAGUAAUGCAACUCGAACUAGACUGCUUCGAUCGCGAGCCAGCACGCCAAGUUCGGUACCUGAUUCGCCUCGCUCUCUCGAUGGCCGAGCCACCAGCCGAACCCGGACGCUGGCGACCGGAAGUCCGGCCAAAACAAGGAUCGGUCAAUUGACGAGCGCGGCCGGAUACGAUUCGGACGAUUCCGUGCGUCUGGAUCGCGCCAAUCACACGGCGAUGAAACAGGACAUCAUCAGCAUCAAGACCAUGCUGCUUAAACUGAGGAGGGUGCUAAACGAGCAGACUGAUGAAGAAUUAUUGUUGAGGUCUGAUACUCACAACCCAUUUGAAAGUCAGGCAAUUUUGACGAAUGGGCUCUUCAACAGCGGUCUCAAUUCCUUGACGACCAGCGAUUCGACAACCCCGAGUAACUGUCACGACGAUAACGAAGAAGCUCGAGUGGAGCUGGCCGAGCUACGUCGACAGGUUCUUUUUCUGCAAGGGCAGCUGGAGGACAAAGACAAGACUGUGCUGGAGCUGCAGGAUCGCAUGAUCAAGUUGGCCAAUGAUAAUUACCACGCCAAUUCUGCGCCGGCGUCUACCGUAUCCACGGAUAGCGGAACUUGUAACGCCGCUACGCAAACUGAAAGGAUCCGACCUAUUUCUGCAGGACCUUCUCUACUAAACGGUUCAGAUGGUAACAACGGAUCGCUUGUUAGUGUGACUGAAUCUCGUCGCUCCCGUCCUCCCAUCCAAAGCGACUCACCGGCAGCGAAGCGAACGCCAUCCAGGCUUUGGCGGAAACCCGGUGAACCGCCGUCACCGCAGCGCUACGCAUCAAACCCAUCAUCCGCAUCGUCUACGUCAUCCAUACCCAGGCGAGCCAAUAGUCGAACUAGGGCGCCUUCCACCAUUACGUGAUAUCUAUUUAUUAAAUUGAUUCGUUUUAUUUCUAGAGAAUUAAAGCGGGCUUUUAAGGAAGUACUCGAAUGACAACUGCACUUUAAACAUCUAUGAUUAGAGUCUGUUUUGAGUAUUUAUGGUUUGGACCUCUGCUUUAUAAAAUAUAAAGAGUUAAAUAUUGUAUUUCAUACUGUUGGUGUUUUCAAUUCAAUUAAUUAAGAAAUAUAUUAUACUUACAAAGUAACAAAUUCAAUUUUUUUUUACAAAUUUACAUCUUUUUUGUGCCUUAAAAUAUUCACUUAAUAGAAAAUAUUAAUUUUUCAUCUUUAGUAGGCCCCUUGUAAAUGUCGCUCCAAGUAACCCUACUUAGAAUAAAUAUUUUGAAAAACAUUGACAAAGUUGGACAGUAACUAAAUUUUUAGCGUCUCUUAAUGUAUUUUUUUAAUCGUAACCUACACCUAAAAAAUUUACAUUUUCAAAUCGCAAUUUAAAUGCAAAUAUCUCGGAAACGGUUGCUCCCAGCGAAAUUUAGAAAGUAUACCUUUUUUACUAAAAACAGAUAAAAAGUAAUAUUUUUAUUUAAAAUGCAACAACGUUGUCACCUGAUAGCGCCCUUUACAACCUAAAUAAAUUUUUUAAGAAAUUUAUUUUCCCCGGUCUAAAAAAAUCGAAAAAUUAAAUUUUGGACAAAACAUUUUUUUUUUAAGUUAUUUAAUUACCUAAAUCGAAAACGAACUUUACUCUGGACACACAUUUCACUUACCUUAAUAUUAUAAUUGAAACUUGUUAUUUUAAAAAAUGUUGGGAAAAUAACAUGUAUUGUUUGGUAAUUGCAUUAGACGUAAUCAUGGAAUAAGUUAAAUUUGUGUCAAGAGUAAAAGUUGCAGGAUGCAGAUCAAAAAAUGUUCUUUAAAAAUUACAACGCAGAAGUUACACACAUACAUAUUCUAAAAAUCUACUUAAAACACAAAGGUACUAGUUUAAUAAAUAUGGUUGGUUGACAAUAAUAAUUAGUAUCCAAAAAUACUGUACUUUCUUAAAAGCCUGCAUUUUGUAAAUAGAUAAUUUUUUAUUAAGGGUAAUACUUUUGACUGUGAUUUAUGUUAUGGUUAACUUUCGUAAAAUUUUGCAUUAAAUAUACUGUGAAAUAUUAAUGUAAAUUUUACGUUUUCGAUGUGUAUAUUUUUUUUUAUUGAGGUAAUGCGUACAAUAGAAAUUAAUAUAUUACCUAUUUAUUUAUUAAAUUGUGCAAUACAUUGCUCCUUCCUAAGUAUUACUAGUGUAAAUUAGGUUGACUUAUUUAUGGAAACUGUAUUAAAAGACAAAUACA
Messenger RNA from Brassicogethes aeneus, 4351 nucleotides. The record is from the annotation of a GenBank genome assembly. Lineage: Eukaryota; Metazoa; Arthropoda; Insecta; Coleoptera; Nitidulidae.